AUGGAUUUAUCCCGUGAUCCUGCAAGUGAAUCGACUGUAGAUGUGGAGCGAAUUAUGUCGCUGGGUCCUGUGAGACCGAAAUUAGACUUUCCAAGAACAACGUUUGGUGCAAAAUCGCUACGAUUUCAGGAAAGGUGGUAUGCUUUGUAUGAUUGGCUCGAGUAUUCGGAAGAGAAAGACGCAGUAUUUUGUUUCUGUUGCAGAGUAUUUGGGAAUCAAGUGGGUUGUUCAGAAACUGUGUUCGUGAAGGAAGGCUUUAGAAAUUGGAAAAACGCAGUCGGAAGCGAAGGAAGGUUAGAAAAACAUAGCAAGUCAAGGAUGCAUCAGUUAAGUAGAGAAAGGGCCAUCUAUAGGAAAACAUGCGUGCCAAUCAACGCUCAGCUUUCUGCUGUAGCGGCUGAAAACAUAUCCAGAAAACAACAAGAAAGAAAAGAAAAUAGAGAAGUAGCCGAAGUUAUUUUUGAUGUCGUUCGUCACCUCAUUCUUCAAAACGAAGCUUUUCGGGGCCAUGAUGAAAAAGAUUCGUCCUUAAACCAGGGGAAAUUCCUAGCGGAAAUCAAGUUUCUCGCAAAGUAUCAUCCUCCGCUGCAAAAAUGGCUUGACACACAUCCUGGAAAUGUCUCGUGGAUCAGUCCCGAUAUUCAAAACGAAAUGAUAGAAAUUUUAGCAAAUCACAUUUUGGAUAUUAUAAAGAUACAAGUUCAGGAAAGCAAGUACUAUUCGGUUGAAUGUGAUGAAGUAACCAGUCAUAAGCACUCAUAUAUGUCAAUUGUGUUGCGUUAUGUGUUUAACAACAUCAUCUAUGAACGCGUGAUAGGGCUCAAGAAAGUAGUUAGUUUCACAGGGAAAUCGUUAUGCGAUGUAUUAGUUCAAGAACUGGGCAAGUUACAAAUACCACUUUGUAACAUGGUUGGGAAAGGUUUCGACGACGCCAGUAAUAUGUCGGGAAAAGAAAAAGGCAUGCAGCAGCAAUUAACCGAUGCUGGAGCAACUCUUUCCUUAUACUUCCACUGUUUUGCCCACUGCCUGAAUUUAGUCCUUGAGAAGUGCGCUGAAACCUUGCAGCCUGUGAAAGAUGUUUUUUCGACGAUUGGGGCAAUCUACAAAGUCAUGGAAGGGUCACCACAACGAAACGCCGUUUAUGAAAGAAAGCUAGAAUUAUUUUCCAUUAAAGAUGGAAGAACUGCUCUUCGUGCCUUUUCUGACACUCGUUGGACGGCUAAGGCGGACAAUCUUAAUGCUACGAUAAACACUUUACCAGCAUUGAUUGCCACUCUAGAAGAGCUUAAAUCAUCUGAUGCCACUUGUGAAGGCCUAUUGAAUAAAAUUAGUUCGUUCGAGUUCCUCCUGCAAUUGCUGAUUUUGAAAGAGUUCUUUGAAUUUUCAAGGUACGCCUCAGAAUAUCUUCAAAGAGAAGAAAUGGACUUAGUGACCGCUGUGGAUGCGGUAACUUCGCUAAUCGCUAAAUUUUCUUCUUUCCGGAAUGAGGAGAAAUUUGCCGAGUUUGUGCGCACUGCUGAAUCCAAGGCAGUCGAAUUUCAAGUUGAAGAUUCAUUUAGAGAUCCCAUCAACAAACGCCGUAGAACGCUUCCAAAUCGUCUAGCUGAUGGGCAAACAUUGCUUGAUGCAUCAUUCAGUCACCACGUUGCCUCCUCAACUCAAAACAGCACAACAGUGUCAUUAGAAAGUAAAUUUCGCACUGAUUUUUACUAUUGUCUGCUUGAUCUGCUGCUGACGGAGCUGAAGAGGCGAUUUUCAGUAGAAUCUUGUGAAGUCUUGGUACAAUUCUCGGCAUUCAAUCCAGCGCGUUGGAGUGAUGAUAAUAGAGAAAAGGUGAAGAGUUUGGCAAGAAGAUACGCAAUCCCAGAGGAAGCAACCUGUCGGGAAUAUUCCUUGUUUCGAGAGUCUGGAUGCUUUCGCAGUUUGAUGGAGGAGAUGGAAACACGCAAGAAGCAGGGGUGGAAGAACCCUUACCUUCCAUUAAUAUUAAAGAAGUUUGGUGAAAGUGAUCAUGCUGGCCUUUAUCCCAACCUUUACAGAAUUAUUUGUAUUGCGGCCACCAUUCCAGUUACAAUAGCUUCAUGCGAAAGAUGCCACAGCAAAGUUAAAAUUAUCAACAAUUAUAUGAGAGCAACCAUGGGUGAAGAUCGACUUGAGAGCUUGGUUCUUGUUAGUAGCGAAAGAGAUGUAGCCGAAGAUAUUAAGUUAGAUUCUCUUGUCGAUAUAUUUGCUUUGAAGCCUAGAAAACUUCCACUGUAA
Dendronephthya gigantea is the source of this 2259-nucleotide messenger RNA. Its product is annotated as zinc finger MYM-type protein 1-like. The transcript is spliced from 2 exons. The record is from RefSeq and is a predicted model, not a curated record. The coding region runs from base 1 to 2259 and encodes 752 amino acids. Lineage: Eukaryota; Metazoa; Cnidaria; Anthozoa; Malacalcyonacea; Nephtheidae. Gene Ontology annotation, molecular function: protein dimerization activity.